Molecule: messenger RNA, 7294 nt
Organism: Danio aesculapii
Lineage: Eukaryota; Metazoa; Chordata; Actinopteri; Cypriniformes; Danionidae
Gene: cert1a
Product: ceramide transporter 1a
Exons: 18
Coding region: 506-2368 (620 amino acids)
Biological process (GO): ER to Golgi ceramide transport
Cellular component (GO): Golgi apparatus
Molecular function (GO): phosphatidylinositol-4-phosphate binding
Source: RefSeq, a predicted model, not a curated record
UGAUAAAGAUUAGGGUUAGAAGAAGAUUCUAGGAAAGGUUAGAUGAAGAUUGUGAUAAAGAUUUGUAAUUCUUCUAACAACCGAAAGGGGGUGAUAUUGAAAAGCCCAAACCAAUGCCCAAACUUUAAAAACCAGAAGAUAAACCUGAAGAGUGUGUGAGUGCAGACAACAACAGCCACGGUAUCACAAAACAACAGUCUAUUGUACAGGAGACGUGCAGUGUUGAUAUUUCGCUUCAGCACAGGUCACGUGACUGGUCAUUGUUUUGGAGCAAAGAUCAAACGACAAACUCGAUCGAUACAUUGAACUCUCCGCUGCAUGUCGUCAUUAGUUUGAUCAGAUGUUUGAUACCGGAGUAGGAUGGGCUAUCACACCUGGCACUGUUUACACCAGACCGUGAGCUAUUUUUCGAGUUAAAGUUGGUGUUUUGUCUAUCUAAACUCUCAAACACUCUAGUCAGACUAAGAAUAGGACAGUCGCGGAGUUUAUCCCCUCAGUUUUCCCGAUGUCGGACUGCAGUUCUUCGGGUUCAGAUGAGGAUUUGGACCCGGAGUCUGAGCUGCUGGACGAGCUCGGCGGCAAGCUCAGUAAGUGGACAAACUACAUUCAUGGCUGGCAGGACCGCUGGAUUGCGCUGAAGGGAAAUAUUCUCAGUUACUACAGAUCAGCAGAUGAGAAGGAGUAUGGCUGCAGAGGAUCCAUCUGUCUUAGCAAGGCUGUCAUCACACCGCACGAGUUUGAUGAAUGCCGGUUUGACAUCAGUGUGAACGACAGCAUCUGGUACCUGAGGGCUGAACAUCCUUUGCUCCGACAGCAGUGGAUCGAUACCAUUGAACUUCAUAAGGCUGAGUCAGGCUAUGGGUCUGAGAGCAGUCUGCGGCGCCAUGGCUCUUUACUGUCCCUCACCUCUGCUGCCAGUGGCCUCUCCACUGCCUCCGCAUCCUCCUUCAAGAAAGCGUAUAGCCUGCAGGAGAAGCUAGCAGAGAUGGAGACCUUCCGGGACAUUCUCUGCAGGCAGGUGGACACACUACAGAAGUAUUUUGACAACUGCGCAGACGUUGACAGUAAAGAUGAGCUCCACAGGGACAAAGUAUCUGAUGAUGAAGAUGAUUUUCCAACCCUGCGACCAGAUGCUGAUUAUCUGCUCAACAAUAACAACAGCAGCAAAGAGAAAUUGUUCUCUGUGAACAGCCUCAAAGAUCCCCCAGGCAUUGAUUUCAAGGGUGAAGCCAUCACGUUUAAAGCCACUACAGCAGGAAUCCUGUCUACACUGUCCCACUGCAUCGACAUUUUAGUCAAACGAGAGGAGAGCUGGCAGAGACGACUCGAUAAGGAAAUUGAAAGACGAAGACGAGCUGAAGAUGCUUACAAAGCAGCACUGACAGAGCUGAAGAAGAAGCCUCAUUAUGGAGGACCAGACUAUGAAGAAGGACCAAACAGUCUGAUCAACGAGGAGGAGUUCUUUGAUGCUGUGGAAGCUGCAUUGGAUAAGCAUGACCAAAUCGAAGAGCAAUCCCAGGUGGAAAGGAGCAGGGCAUCUCGACAGAUCUCGCUCACUCCAGACACCUAUUCCUCCAUCAGCACUCAGAAAUACUUAACAAAGCCUCACAGUCACACGUCCUCCUUGUCCUCCGUCGACCUCAUAAGUGCCUCAGAUGACGUGCACAGGUUCAGUGCUCAGGUUGAGGAGAUGGUGCAUAGUCACAUGACGUAUUCUUUACAGGAUGUUGGUGGAGAUGCUAACUGGCAGCUGGUUGUUGAAGAAGGGGAUAUGAAGGUGUACAGAAGAGAGGUGGAGGAGAACGGCAUUGUUCUGGAUCCUCUUAAAGCCACUCAUGCUGUCCGAGGGGUCACAGGGCAUGAGGUCUGCCACUACUUUUGGGACACCGCUUAUCGAAACGACUGGGAGACAACUGUUGAAAGCUUUCAAGUGGUUGAGACACUCUCAGAUCAAGCAUGCAUCAUUCACCAAACACUAAAGAGAGUGUGGCCUGCUUCCCAACGAGACGUGCUUUAUGUGUCAGUUAUGCGUAAAAUUCUCUCCACCAAUGAGAAUGAUCCAGACACCUGGCUGGUCUGCAACUUCUCAGUGGAUCAUGAUGGCUAUCCACCUUCUACUAGAUGCAUUCGUGCCAAAAUCAAUGUAGCCAUGAUCUGUCAAACACUAAUCAGCCCACCAGAGGGAGACGAAGAGAUCAGCAGAGACAACAUCAUCUGUAAAAUCACAUAUGUCGCCAAUGUAAAUCCUGGUGGUUGGGCCCCUGCGUCAGUCUUGCGAGCCGUAGCCAAGAGAGAAUAUCCCAAAUUCCUCAAGCGCUUCACCUCGUAUGUUCAAGAGAAGACCAGCGGUGAGGCCAUCCUCUACUGAACAACACCAGGUUCUCUACAUUCCCAGAUUGUUUCCUCAAUCGCCUGAAGAACGGCCUUAUUCUCACUGAUCCACCAUCACUCCCACCAUAGAGCUGCUCUGCCCAAGUGCUCUUGACACUCUUCACAAACCUUUUUCAAACUGCAUCUAUACAGACUGAACAGCAACGGUACACCAACAAACACACCAGACCUACAUAACCAACACAGUCUGCUCAUAUUCAAAAGGCCUUUAUUUGAUUUUUUUCCCCCCGUUCAGGGUUUUGUUAAAGUGUUUUACUUUUUGUAAAUAUUUGAUCAUAGUUUGAGUAUAGUCUUAAUUAAAUAUAUACACUGUAUACUUGAUGCCUUGAUCUAAUCUCAGCUGAUCGUGAGUUUUCUCACUGGCCUUGUUAAAUAGCCAUUUGUCUUAUGAAAAUCAAGUAGACUUCAGACUUGAGAUCUUUUGUACAGUUAGUCUGAAUGUGCAACGUUUUGUACAUGUGAAGGCAUUACACAUUUAAAGUAUUGUCAUUCAUAAAUAAUGAUUUUGGCAAAGUGUACAUUUAUUGGGAAAUGCUUGUAUAUAAAUUAAUAUUGUUGAAAAUUAAAAAGGUAUUUUGUUCGGGCUAUGAAAAGUUAGGUUUUUUUAGGAAUUGUUCACCCAAAAAUGAAAAUUAGGCAUCAGCAUUCAUAUAUGUAAGUGGCUUUUUCUUAAUUAGAACAUGAAAGAAGAUUUUUAACUUAAAAUUGUGGUCUUUGGUGAUUCAGAAAAUAUAAGUUAGUAUCUACCAGCAAUUUCAGGCUAAACCAAAUGAAUAGUUGUGGUUUAAUAUUAUAUUUAGGUGGAUCUAAAGGUUAUAAUGUUGUAAAUAAUGUUCCUUCUCUUUGACAGACUGAUCGUUUCAGUUCCUAAUACAUUAGUGUAUCAGCAGCAGCAGCCAUAAGUAUUCAUUUUAUUUUGCCUGUAUUUGUGUCUGUGGCUCUCAAAGUGUCGCCAUUGACUUGCUAAAAAUCUUCUUGUUGUACUGAAAGAAAAAGUCACAUGUUGAAUACUGAGGGGAAGUACAUUUAAAAGCAUUUCAUUUUUGGCUAAACUAUCCCUUUAAAUUCCAGACAUUUCUGUAAUAAUUGUAAUAAUAGGUUUAAAAAGUGGUUUCCACAAUGACAUUCCACUUUCGUUUUUGUUUGGCUCUGCAAUUAUUUAUCUACACAAUGUAUUUGUAAUUUUUGCAGUGCCAUUUAUGCUUAUGAAAAGUAAUGACAUUUCACAGUUUUAUAUUGCAUAAGUCUAAUUCAGGAUAUAGGAUUUAAAGGUAAAUCAUUGAUGGUACAUUUGUUCUCAUCUGUGACUUCAAUUAAAGCAAUCGUUGACCCAUAAAUUGUUCGUGUACAGCAGUGUUUCUCAACCACUUUCUUGCAGGACCACCAGCUCUGCAAAUUUUCCAAGUCCUUAACCACACCUGAUUUAGAUCAUCAGCUCAUUAGCGGAGACUGAAAGACCUGUAAUUGGUGUGACAGACAAAAGAGACAUCCAAAAUAUGCAGUGCUGGUGGUCCUCCAGGAACAUGGUUGAGAAACACUGCUGUACAGUACGUUCACUGUCAUUCCAAAUUUGAUAAGCUUUCUCUUUGGAAAACUAUUAUUAUUAGUAGUUGUAUUAAUAUUGUUGUUGUUUUUAUUAUUAUUUCUAAUGUUAUUAUUAUUAUUAUUAUUAUUUUUUUUGAUUUAGCUGUUAUUGUUUUCUGUUUUCCCCCUUCCAUAUUCAAGAAAAUGGAAAGCAAAUCAGUUUACCAACAUUCUUUUAUUAUAUUUGUGUUAAAGAAAAAAGGAAGCCAGAAAAGUUUGGAAUGGCAUGAGUAGACAUAGUAUAAUGUUUGGAUGUUCUACUUCUUAAAUAGAGUUCUGAACUUUCUUCCAUAAGAAAUUAAAUCCAUAUAUAAAACUUCUAGUUGAUUUAUUAUAUGACUCUCGCCAUCAUAUUGUGUUGAUUUGUUUUUCGGUAACAUAAUAAUUUAUGGAGGACCAGGAGUGCUGGUUAGAAAUAAAAUGAAGAAUCUAAUUAUCAGUUUAAUAAUUGAAGCAUUAAAAUGUGUGUAAGUAAAUCACAAUUUAAAUGGACAAUAAAUGGACAAAUAAAUAGACAUAUUUAAAUGUGUUUAUUUAAAUUGUGUUUUUAAAUGGCAAUUUAAUUCACCUUUAUUUGUAUAGCGCUUUUACAAUGUAGAAUUAUGUCAAAGCAGCUUCACAUAAAAGAUCAUAGUAAAUUGAAACAGUGGUUCAUUUUUCAUGCAAGCUAGUGGCGACAGCGGCGAGGAAAAAACUUCACCAAUUGGCGAAGGUGAAGAAAAAAAAAAGACGUUUAAUAAAGCAAUAAAUAAUGCAUUUAUAUAUAACUUUUAAAUGUAUAAAUAAAAGAUUUUCUAAAUGUUUAUUUAAUUCAUGUUUUAAACACUGAUUAAUCAAACAAUAAACGUAUAUUGAUAGAUCAUUUAAAAUGCAUUAAAUGCAACAUUUAAAUAGCUUUUUAAAAAAGGCAUUUGACACAUUCUUUUCUCUCUCUCUAUUUGCCCCUUUUAAAUAUGUCUAUUUAUUUGUCCAAUAUGUGUUCAUUUAAAUUGUGAUUUAUUUAUACACAUUUUAAUGAUUCAAUUCUUAAAUUGAUUGAUUGAUUUUUUUCAUUUUAUUUCUAACCAGAGCACUCCUAGUCCUCCAUAAUAAUUAAGUUCAGAACCACUUGACGUAAAGGGCAGAUUAAAUCGUCACCACUAUGCUUGCCAUCACAGGUUUGCUGCUGCUGUUUUGCUUAAGGCACGUUUAUUUCGUAGAAGAAUGUCCUGAAACACUUUGUUCAAUCCAGCAAGAACAAUGAUAUUAAGCGAUUCCUUUGUAUGUGUAUGUAUUACCACAAACUAAUUAAUGAAACCAAAUUUUAUGGAAAAAAAACUAACUUCCAAAUUUCUUUUUUAUGUAUGUGCCUACAGUUAAACCCAACACUUAAAAUUAAAAGAUUUUUUUUGUCAAAUCAGUGAUUUCAAGAAGCUUUAACAUCCACACAUCCUUCACAAAAGGUUUUUAUAUAAUGGGAAAAAAAGAUGUACACUACACUACCUGACAAUUGUCUUGUCGCCUAUCCAAGUUUUAGGAACAACCAAUAAUUACUUAACUUCUAGUUGAUCAUUUGGUAUCAGAAGUGGCUUAUAUGAAAGGCAAAGGCCUCUAGAUUACACUUUUUUUUUUACCAAAAUAAAAUAUGAUCAUUCCUUGAUUUUUAAUAAUUUAAUUAGGACAGUAAGGUCUGACUUUGCUUAGACAAAAGUCUUGUCACUUAACAGAAAAUAAUGUCCAGUAUAGAAUAUAAAGUCAUGGUGCAGUGGAAAAAGUAUGAACAUUCUGUAUGACUCCCAUGAGCUUGGAGGACUGCAUCCAUGCGUCUCUGCAAUGACUCGAAUAACUGAUUAAUAAAGUCAUCUGGAAUGGCAAAGAACGCGUUCUUGCAGGACUCCCAGAGUUCAUCAAGAUUCUUUGAAUUCUUCUUCAAUGCCUCCUUCUUCAGACAUGCUCAAUAAGGUUCAUAUCUGGAAACUGGCCUGGCCAGUCCUGAAGCAUCUUGACCUUCUUUGCUAUCCUGCUGAAGAAUUUGCCCUCUCUUGUGCUUUGUAAUGUAAUGGGCAGCACAAAUGUCUUGAUACCUCAGGCUGUUGAUGUUGCCAUCCACUCUGCUGAUUUCUUGCACGCCCCCAUACUGAAUGUAACCCCAAACCAUGAUUUUUUCCUUCACCAAGCUUGACAGAUUUUUGUGAGAAUUUUGGGUCCAUGCGGGUCCCAAUAGGUCUUCUGUACUUUUCCAAAUGAUCAACUAGAAGUCAAGGCAUUAUUUGUUGCUCUACCAACUGGGAUUAACGACAAGAUUUUGUCAGGUAGUGUAUAGGAACGUUUUCACUAAAUAUGGUUCCUUUAUGGUGCAAAACCCCACUUUUUUGUAAUCGUUAGUUUUAAGAAAGCAGUUAACUCUCAUGAAAAUGUAUUCUUUUUUUAUUAUUUAACUAUUUAAUGAAUAAACUACAAUUAAUUACAAUUAAACAGCUCGAUUAAUUUGAUUAAUUAUUUUUGGAUCUCUUACAAAUAUUUUGAAGCAUUAAAGAUUUUUUUGGUGAACGUUUAUAACUGAGAGACCGACGUCUUGAAUUUGAUUUAAAAUAACUUAAUCUGCCUUCUGAUACAAAUGUAUUGGUUUGGACUACAUGAGGGUAAGAAAAUGAUGAUUGAAUGUGCUGUUAUGAUCUUUAAAAUACUUUUUGUGUUACAAUUUUUGAGUUCCAAAUGAAAUGUAAUAAUUGUAAAAUAAUAACAAGGUUUGUUCUGGAAUAUGAUUUUUUUUAUAUAUAUUUUGAAAGUAGGUAGUGAUCUUAAAGUGAACUGAAAGUAUAUUAUCUUCUAUAAAAUAUACUGAACUGGUCAUGUUUAUCUUUCUGGGCUUUGUUUGCUUACCGCAUAAGCGACAGGUGAUAAUGGGCAGGAAUGUGGAGGCGUUAGUGCUAUUACCAUAGAAAUAGAGGGAACAAUAAACUAGCCAGGCAGUAUUAUAUGAAAUGUGUGAAGAUUUUAAAUACAUGUCCGUAUAAUCAGGAUUAAUUGUCUUUAAUAUUAUUUAUAAUGAUAAAUAAUCAAAUGACCUCAAAGCAACAGCAUUUCUGUGUGGAGUCUCCCCAUGUAUGUUCUCCCCAUGUUGGCGUGGGUUUUCUCCAGGUGCUUUGGUUUCCCCCACAGUCCAAAGACAUGCGCUAUAGGUGAAUUUAAUAAACUAAAUUGACCAUAGAGUAUGUGUGUGAAUGAGUGUGUAUUGGUGUUUCCCAGUACUGGGCAUCCACUGUAUUAAACAUAUGCUGGAUAAGUUGACGGUUCAUUCCGCUGUGGUGACCCCUGAUAAAUAAAUCAGGGUAAAUAA